Argentina anserina (silverweed cinquefoil) is the source of this 939-nucleotide messenger RNA. RefSeq lists its product as uncharacterized. The record is from RefSeq and is a predicted model, not a curated record. The transcript is spliced from 8 exons. Gene Ontology annotation, biological process: box C/D snoRNP assembly; snoRNA localization; maturation of LSU-rRNA from tricistronic rRNA transcript (SSU-rRNA, 5.8S rRNA, LSU-rRNA). Gene Ontology annotation, cellular component: pre-snoRNP complex; nucleus. Bases 27 to 482 code for a protein of 151 amino acids. NCBI's taxonomy places the organism in Eukaryota, Viridiplantae, Streptophyta, Magnoliopsida, Rosales, Rosaceae.
CAAACAUAGCUCUUGUUCGGUCUCCAAUGGGUCCUCGAGUGUGCCAAGUCUGCAACGAAGCUCAAUCCAAGUACAAGUGCCCUUCAUGCCGUGCACCUUAUUGUUCCGUGCCGUGUUUCAAGAAGCACAAAGAAACCCCGUGCGUUUCGCCACUGCCGUCAGAGGAAAACCCAAAGAGCACAUGUGUUUUGCCAGUGCAAUCUGAGGAAACAUCAAGUUCUUUUUCUUCAGCUGCUGCUCCAGAAUCACUGGUUGAAAGGCCAAUAACUGUUACUGAACCAAGUGCUGUGCUUGAAAGGCAUCAACUAGAGGCUAUAGCUUCUUCCAGUGAACUCCGCGAUGCUUUGAAAGACAAAAGUCUUCAAAAGCUCAUUGGGAGUAUAGAUUGUUCUACAGAUGCGGAGAAUGAACUUGAUAAAGCUAUGGAGGUGGAGGUGUUUCGGUUACUUACUGACAAGAUCCUAUCUGCCAUCAACCCAUAACUACAGACCUGUAAUAGAUGAGAGCAAGUUCUGAGAGGGACUUGAAACCCGAUUUGGAUACUCUCUGCCACUCGCGUCUUUGUCUUCCCCAACACUAGCAUGAGGACUAUAGAGUGCUCUAGACAGGUACUGGUCUCGCACUUUUGCAAUCUUCUGUCUGUGUCUGAAGAAUAGGAAUAGGGUCUUCAGGCUUGAAUGUAAGGUAUAAUAUGAAAUAGCUUGGCUGGAGGCAUCAUACAAAAAUCCUUGCUUAAGAAUCUGCAUCUCUUGUUAGCAUACUAUAUUACAGACAUAAAAAUGAGACAAGUUUCCAAACUUCUAGUAUUAUUAGAACUUUCGUUUUGUGUUCUAUGCACCUGCUCUUUUUUUCUUUUUUAGAAUGAUGCCUGCCCUUCUAAUACUGGCUGGUUAACCAGGGGCACUUUUUCCCCAAACUAAAGAUAAAUUACUUGGUAUG